This is a messenger RNA of Anoplopoma fimbria (sablefish), 1546 nucleotides long. RefSeq names its product SPOUT domain containing methyltransferase 1 (gene spout1). Gene Ontology annotation, molecular function: miRNA binding. Gene Ontology annotation, biological process: maintenance of centrosome location; miRNA processing. The transcript is spliced from 12 exons. The coding region runs from base 90 to 1235 and encodes 381 amino acids. Lineage: Eukaryota; Metazoa; Chordata; Actinopteri; Perciformes; Anoplopomatidae. The record is from RefSeq and is a predicted model, not a curated record. Gene Ontology annotation, cellular component: mitotic spindle; kinetochore; spindle pole centrosome.
UAUGGCCAGUACCAACCAGAGUGCUUUUAUUUUGAAACGCAAAUUGCGACCCGGAAGUAAAUAAACCUCACGUGUUGGUGCGUGUAAAAAUGUCCACCGACGUUUCAGCGAAAAGAGCCAAAAUGAUGCCCUCCGAGCCUUCAGAGAGGACGGACUGGAAGAAAAGGAAGACAGAAAUAAAAGAGGCUAAGAAGCAAACGAAAGAGGCCAAGCUGAUCAAACAGUUGGACAAGCAGAAACGGAAAGAGUCAGCAGAGAGUGCAAAACAUGAACAAAGCCAAAACGAAAAAGGUCGGGCUUACACUGUGAGCGUGGCUCUGCCAGGUUCUGUCCUGGAUAACGCUCAGUCCACUGAACUUCGUACAUACCUGGCCGGACAGAUCGCCCGAGCCUGUGUCGUGUUCUGUGUCGAUGAGAUCGUUGUGUUUGAUGAAUACGGGGAAGAUGUCAAGAGCGUUGAAGGAGAAUUUAAAGGUGUUGGGAAGAAAGGACAUGCUUGUAUUCAGCUUGCCAGAAUACUUCAGUACCUGGAAUGUCCCCAGUAUCUGCGCAAGUGGUUUUUUCCAAAGCAUCAAGACUUACAGUAUGCAGGGUUGCUCAACCCUUUAGACAGUCCUCACCACAUGAGGAUAGACGAUGAAUCUGAAUACCGGGAGGGAAUUGUCCUCGACAGGCCGAUCGCACAAGGAAAAGGCUCGUUGGUCAACUGUGGAAUGAGAAAGGAUGUUCGGAUCGAUAAACAGCUGCAGUCUGGACUUCGAGUCACAGUGAAGCUCAAUAACACACAAAAUCAAGAGAGCAAAAUAUGUAAAGGUACGGUGGUGCCUCCUCACCUGCCCAGGACUGAAGGAGGUAUUUACUGGGGUUACAGUGUCCGUCUGGCAUCUUGUCUCAGUGCAGUUUUCACUGAGAGUCCGUAUGAAGAAGGAUACGAUCAGACUAUUGGAACAUCAGAGAAAGGCAGCAACAUGGACCAAACAACACUGUCACCAUUCAAGCAUCUUUUGGUGGUCUUUGGAGGUCUUCAGGGACUGGAGGCCAGUGUAGAUACUGACCAAAACCUGGAAGUGACUGACCCCAGUGUUUUAUUUGACCUUUACCUCAACACAUGCCCGGGUCAGGGCAGCAGGACCAUUCGUACAGAGGAAGCCAUCUUGGUUUCCAUGUCAGGGCUUAGACAGAAGAUCACAGCUGCUUUUUCAGAUGUUUCCAAUGGUUCAUUAGAGAAUAAGUGAUGAAGCUGUUCAUUUUCCAUAAUUACACCUUUGUAGCAUUGCUGACUGUUGAAAUAGCUGUUGUUACAAACAUAAAGUCUUAGUUCUGUAUGUCGGUGUUUGUAAAUGGUUUAACAAAUUGUACAUAUUUAAAUACAAAAACUAUCUACAGAUUUGCACUGACUCAUACCGUAUUUUUCAAAGCAUGUUUUUCUAUAAAUGGUACAGAACUGCUUGUGAUAAACGGCGUUAAGAUCGGCACAACAUGGACAAAAAAAUUGCACUGUAUAUUUUCAUCAAUAAAUACAAGACUACAGGCCUCUACAGCUUUC